CCCCCGACCCAUCGCGCUUCGCCCUUCGAUCGCCCUCGCCCCCCAUGGCCGACAAGACCAGAAGCGUCGCCGGCGGAAGGCGCCAGUCCAGCCGGCUCCAGCGGCGCGCCCCGGCGUCCCUCCAGAUCGCCAGCCCGGCCUCGCAGCAGUGGAACGUCGCGAUCCCCCUCCUCUCGCCCCUCGCGGCCUCCCCGACCUCGCCGCCGACGAGGCUCGCCGACCGGUCGUCGGCGCCGGCCAAGCCCAGGGAGGACCCGAGGGCCGCAGCCGAUCCGGAGAAGAAGCCGGUGCUGGCGUUCAAGAAGUGGCAGCACCCGGCGGCCCCGUUCUGCUACGAGCCGGGCCCGCUGAAGCCGUCGUUCGUCCCGGUGUGACCCGGUUUUCUCCGUGUAUAGAAGAAAGGAUGAAUCUGUCUUUAGGGGGGUCCUGUGAUUAGAUCUGACGGUGCUCGUGCGCUUCCUGAAAAAGCGCGAGCGAUUAACUUCAA
Molecule: messenger RNA, 487 nt
Organism: Rhodamnia argentea
Lineage: Eukaryota; Viridiplantae; Streptophyta; Magnoliopsida; Myrtales; Myrtaceae
Exons: 1
Coding region: 45-374 (109 amino acids)
Cellular component (GO): cytoplasm; nucleus
Source: RefSeq, a predicted model, not a curated record